Messenger RNA from Cyprinus carpio (common carp), 9354 nucleotides. Its product is annotated as microtubule-associated serine/threonine-protein kinase 3-like. Gene Ontology annotation, biological process: intracellular signal transduction; peptidyl-serine phosphorylation. The record is from RefSeq and is a predicted model, not a curated record. NCBI's taxonomy places the organism in Eukaryota, Metazoa, Chordata, Actinopteri, Cypriniformes, Cyprinidae. Gene Ontology annotation, molecular function: protein binding; magnesium ion binding; ATP binding.
CUCCUCUGAGCAAUCACAUGGGAGAUUCAAUCUCAAUCAUCCCUCACUCGCUCUGCCUACCGGAGUCACUUUCGCUGAAACAUGACAUCUCUUUAACUAAAAGUGUUCCUUGAGAAUGUGUCUAUUUUAAGGAAGUGUCUGCACCAGCACAGCACAACAUCUCAGGCUGUGACGAUGUGUAAACAGUGGGCACUUUGUGUUGUCUCGCGUGAGAUCUGAAACAAGCUGAUAUUUUCACCUGAUCGCGCUUCACGGGCUUCUUAGAGAUGAAGAGGAGAGACAAGCUGAAAAUCCCCUCCCUCACUUUGGAUUUGUCACCCAACCAGAGUCCCAUCAUCCUGAGUCCAUGCAGUCCAGGCAGCCCUUGCAGUCCUUUACAAUCCCUUCACCCCUGGAGCUGUCGCAACAGCAACAGAAAGAGCCUUGGGGUUGGAACGCCGUCGCCCACCCGCCCUCUUUCGCCUCUGUCCGCCCACACAGCUGCCAGCAGUCCUCUGGACAGCCCACGAAAUGUGUCCACUGCUGUUUGCUCUCUCAACUUCCCUUUCGCCCGCAGCCACCUGGCUCGAGCCGACAGAGCGGAAGGGAGACGGUGGUCUCUGGCUUCACUUCCAUCCUCCGGUUAUGGGACCAACCCUCCCAGCUCAACCGUAUCAUCAUCAUCUUCAUCACAGGAACGACUGCACCAGCUUCCAUACCAACCCACACAGGACGAGCUUCAUUUCCUGUUCAAACACUUCCGAAGUUCGGAGAGCAUGACUGAUGAAGACGGGCGGCCCUCCCCGUUUAUACGACCCCGGUCACGUAGCCUUAGCCCUGGACGAACUGGCGGCUCUUUUGAUAAUGAAAUUAUAAUGAUGAACCAUGUCUAUAAGGAGCGUUUUCCAAAGGCCACCGCUCAGAUGGAGGAGCGUUUGUUGGAUGUCAUCAGGCAGUUUUCUCCAGACAGCACCCUACCGCUGGGAGACGGAGUCCUGGGAUUUAUCCAGCACCAGUUGGUGGAGUUGGCCAGGGACUGUCUGGAUAAAUCCCAGAAGGGCAUGAUCACAUCCCUGUACUUCAUAGAGCUGCAGGAUAAACUGGAUAAAAUGCUGCAUGAGGCUCUGGAGCGCUCUGAGAGUGAGGAGGUUUCAGUGAUCACCCAGCUGGUGAAGAAGAUCCUCAUCAUCAUAUCACGCCCGGCACGACUGCUGGAGUGUCUGGAGUUUGACCCUGAGGAGUUUUACCAUCUACUAGAGGCUGCAGAAGGUCACGCCAAAGUCGGCCAGGGCAUCAAAACGGAUAUUCCCCGCUAUAUAAUCAACCAACUUGGACUUAACCGUGAUCCCCUUGAUGAAGUUGUGCAGCUCGAGGAGCAGUAUGACUCUGGCCCCACACUGACAGUCGAUUCUGAAGAAUCCGCAGAACAGAAUAAAUCUUUACCCACACCGCUGCGAAGAAAACCACUGGAGAGUGAUUUUGAGACUAUUAAACUCAUCAGCAAUGGGGCUUACGGGACUGUGUAUCUGGUGAGGCAUAAAGAAACUCGACAACGUUUUGCGAUGAAAAAGAUCAACCGACAAAACCUGAUCCUGCGGAACCAGAUCCAGCAGGUGUUUGUGGAGCGAGACAUCCUGACGUUUGCAGAGAAUCCCUUUGUGGUCAGCAUGUUCUGCUCCUUCGAGACCCGCAGACAUCUGUGCAUGGUCAUGGAGUACGUGGAAGGUGGCGACUGUGCCACUCUGUUAAAGAACAUGGGCCCACUUCCUGUGGAUAUGACCAGGAUGUACUUUGCGGAGACGGUUCUGGCGCUGGAGUACCUGCACAGUUACGGCAUUGUGCACAGAGAUCUCAAACCAGACAACCUCUUGAUUACUUCAAUGGGACAUAUUAAACUGACUGACUUUGGGCUCUCCAAAAUCGGCCUCAUGAACAUGACAACCAAUCUGUACGAGGGCCACAUUGAGAAAGACACUAGGGAGUUCAUCGAUAAGCAGGUUUGUGGCACCCCGGAGUACAUUGCUCCAGAAGUGAUCUUGCGGCAGGGCUACGGGAAGCCUGUCGACUGGUGGGCCAUGGGCAUCAUCCUGUACGAGUUUCUGGUGGGAUGUGUGCCGUUCUUCGGAGACACAACGGAAGAGCUUUUUGGACAGGUUGUCAGUGAUGAGAUUAUCUGGCCAGAUGGAGAUGAUGCCCUUCCUGUAGACACCCAGGACUUGAUCACACGAUUACUGAACCAAAACCCACAGGAGAGGCUUGGAAGAGGUGGGGCUUCAGAAGUGAAGCAGCAUAUGUUCUUCAGCGGUCUGGACUGGAACGGACUCCUGCGUCAGAAAGCUGAAUUCAUCCCUCAGCUGGAGGCCGAAGACGACACUAGUUAUUUUGACACUCGAUCUGAACGCUACCAUCAUUUGGCCUCUGAUGAGGAUGAUGAAACUAAUGAUGAAGAGUCUUCCUUAGAAAUACGACGCUUUUCCUCUUGGUCAAAUCGUUUCAGCAAGGUGUACAGUAGCACAGAGCACCUGGCCACCCCAUCCAACCUGAGUUUCUCCUCCGACCGCAGUCACAGUGAAGAGAUAGAGGAUGGGAGGGACACUCACUCACAUGCAGAGAUCCAGCGGCAGGCCUCCACUGGAGACAAGAGGCUCUCGGCUCAGAGGGCAAGUCUGCGCCCUCGCACUUCUUCCAGCUCCUCUCAGCCUGAGCGAGCUGUGAGCCCCCUAGUGGUGAGCAGCACACACAGCCUGGAGGCCAUGCCACGAUUCGCCCUCUCCACAGACGAUGAGGCUGAAGUUGUCGUGUCCAACCUGCGACGAAUCAGACUACGUAGCAACAGCACAGGAACGAAACACUCGUCACCAAGGGAACAAGGGAGUCCUCAGUGCUUUGGAAACCAGCUGGAGACACCCGACAGGCAGCGGCUCUCACCAGGGCGCAAAGUCCCCAAGUCUGCAUCAGUGUCCACCCUCUCGCUCAUCAUCACGCCAGAUGACGGGAGUGUCAGCCUGCAGGCGCACUCUAUUUCCCCUCGAUCAUUUUCCUCUAAUCCAUCAUCCCGAGACUCCUCCCCCAACCGAGACCUGUCACUCAGCAUCAGCAGGCUCCGCCCCCCCAUCGUCAUCCACAGCUCUGGGAAGAAAUACGGCUUCACCCUGCAGACCAUUCGAGUGUACAUGGGGACCAGCGACAUCUACACCAUACACCACAUGGUCUCGGGCGUGGAGGAGAGCAGCCCUGCCCAUGAGGCUGGACUGCGAGCAGGUGAUCUGAUCACUCAUGUGAAUGGAGAGUCUGUGCAGGGUCUAGUGCACACAGAGAUGAUGGAGCUGCUUUUGAAGAGCGGUAAUCAGGUGACCCUGCAGACUAUCGCACUGGAGGACACAUCUAUAAAGAUUGGGCCGGCACGCAAGCGCAGCUGUAAAGGAAAGAUGGCCCGUCGCAGUAAGAGGAGCAAAUGGAAGGACAGUCAGGACCGGAGGCGCAGCAUGCUGAAGAAGCUGUCCAAACAGAGCACCGUCAUGCACAGCAGCCGCAGUUUCUCCUCCGGCCUGCAUCACUCUGUGUCCUCCAGCGAGAGUCUGCCAGGCUCUCCCACCCACAGCCUUUCCUCUGGCCCCACAACACCCUGCCGGAGCCCCGUUCCCGACCACACCGCUGACGCCAGCCUGCCCCAGAACGCCUCUCCAUGCUCCAGCUCUCCGAGUUCACCGGCAGUCCAGAUGCGGCCCAGCUCUCUGCACGGCCUCGGCUCUAAACUUAGCAACCAGCGUUACACUAAAGUGGGGAGACGGAAGUCCACCAGCAGUAUCCCGCCCUCGCCUCUGGCCUGCACCUCCUCGCCACAGGCCCUGUCCCCUCAGCGCUCCCCCUCUCCCUUACCCAGCAUCUCCAAAACCCUCCACUCCUUCCACGGCAAGACCCUCUCACCCCCCACCAUCAUUCGGCAUGUGGUCCGACCCCGGAGUGCAGAACCUCCACGUUCCCCUCUGCUAAAGAGAGUCCAGUCUGCAGAGAAACUCUCAGGGGCUUUGUUUGCGGACAAAAAGCCCCAUGCAGCCCGCAGACACACGCUGGAGGUCCCGCACUGCGAGGUGGACAUCCCGGGAGACGCAGAGGCGGAGGGGGCCUGUGGUGCGACAUAUACAGCGGAUCACGGCAGGCUGGGCGGGUACCUGUGCGCCCAGAGAUUGCGGGACUGGCCCGGGGAGCGCAUGGAGCAAAUCGUCGUAAUGCGCAAACUGAAUCUCUCCGAACGUCGUGAUUCCUUCAAGAAACAAGAAGCUGUGCAGGAAGUGAGCUUUGACGAGCCUGAUGACAGGGCUCCUCAGAUACCCGCUCAGUCGGCCACGUCCGCUGGCGCACGGCCCAAGCAGAUGAUGGGCGAAACGCAGUCGGAGGAGGAGUGCGUGGCGAGGAGGAAUCCGCUGGUUCCCCAAAUCGCCGUGCAGGGAUCAGAGAGUGAGGAAGCAGAUGACUGGAGGCUUUGCUCAGAUGAAGAUGAGGAAGAGGUUGAGGAAAAUGUGUCUCAGAAUCAGAGUGAACCUCGGGCCGAAAAAGACGGCCCACUCUCCUCAGCAGAUGCACACGAAGCCGCCGAGACAAUCGCAGAUGCAGCAGAGCCGGAAAAGCAUCAGAGUCCAGAAAAAAGCAAACUGAAAGAGAGAUAAACGACUGAAGACUGUUACAUAUCCACAGGCUUCUCAACCCAACCGCUGAGAUGUUUGUUGCCACGCAGAAUUCAAACAAUUACCGAGUGGAGUAUUUUAUUAGCGUGUAAAUGGAAGUAAGCUAGUCUUAUACAGGGAAUAUUUAUGCUUUUUUAUUUAUCGUUUACACUGGAGACGUACUGUUGGCCAAAAAGAGAACUUAAAGGUUGCUAGUACAUUUUUCUCACCUUCUGUGAACCUGUUGAGGGAAAUUGAAUGACUUGAUUUUUCUAUGAAAAUGUGCAAAUGCUUUGAAUUCAUUUCAUCCUCCAAGAGCUUUUCAUUUUUGCACCGACUUUGUGUGCGAUUUUAAAAGCUACAAGUUCAAAUGGUAUUUGAAUGGAAUUGUCAUGUGGCCCGUUUCAUGUUUAUUUCACAAUCUCAAAAGGGUUUCCAGAGCGUUUUGAAAUGAUGCGUGCAAAGAAAAAGAAAAAAAAGACUUGCUUUGCGCUGAACAUUUGGGCUUCAACUGUAGAAACCCUAGAAGUAACUUGACAUGUCGUACAUGUUGGUCAGUGUGUCCAAAAAACUAUAUUCAUGCAUCAAACCAAGUGCACAUUUUUUCUUCUUCUUCUUCUUUUUAAAGAUGAAUUUAGAUUUAAAAUAUUUUAAAUUAAAGGGAUAGUUCACCAAAAAAUGAAAAUUCUGUCUUUUACUCUCCCUCAAAAAUUUCCUGAAGAAUUUUUGAAGAAGGUCCCCAUUAAAUUUUUUUUGCUGCAUGAUGACAAUUGAGAUCAGUGGGUACCAACAACUCUUUAGUUACCUGAAAUCUUCAAAAUAUCAUCUUUUAUGUUCAACAGAAGAAAGGUUUGGAACUACAUGAGGGGUUUUAAUUUUUAGGUAUAAUGUCCCUUCAAAUCCCUUCCCUGACACUCUGUGCUUCGUAAUUAAGAUAAAAUUACUUUUUUUGAAUUUAUAAAAUGAAUUUUUUUUAGCAUCCAAAAUCCAGUCAUUAUCCAUUCAAUUCUAAAGUAAAUUUUCACAGAGUUCCCACAAUUAUUUUUUGCAUGUCUUUAAUUUUCCUUAAAUAUUCUUCCCAUGCACUUUUUUUUUUCUUUUCCACGCAGCUUUGCAUGUUCCAUCUAAAUUAUCUGUCAAAUGUUCACAGGUGCUAAUGGACACCUCUGAAAUAUUCUAAGAAACAGUAAAGCAUAUAGUCACACACCUCAUGCUAACUGGAACUCAUGUGUGCACAGAUCACUGCGUAACAGAGCACGUUAUCACAAGUUUUCCAUGCACUGUUGGCCUGUCGGGAGUCCUCACAAGCUUUUGUACUUGGAAUAAUGUUUACAUUUUUAUAUAUUUGGAUUUCUACUGUGCAAAGGGAUCUGUAUGGCCUGUUUUGAACUUGAUUACAAAUGUGUGCAGAACUGAAGUUGGUGGGUGGAGGCUUUAGCUGGAUUAUGGUUUUAAAGUUCGUUGUGAUGUCAUUGCUAAUAGGCAGAUCUUGCCAACGUUGCACAUGUCAGACUGGAUGUUUUUGUGUUCAUAUGCAUGACUCUCUCUCAAAACGCUUUUUCUAAGUUGAAUAUGUCAUUAUUUGAAUCUAAUGGGACAGUGUUUUAUUGCAUGAAGGUGCAGCAGUCAUUUGGAUGUUGUCAGUCAGUCAGGAUAGCACAUGUCUGACAAGUUCAACAUUUCUGUUAUAUUUUUGAAGUUUAUUGUUAAUUGUGACCUCUUUGUAACUUUUUUGCAUCAAGCUACUGAAAUCGUAAGCACUCUGUAUAAGACAAAUUUGUGUCAAUUUUAAUAGGCUGUAUUUUCUGCCUAACAGCCGACUGAUUGCAUGCUGCAUGAAUACACAGUACACACUGGUAUGGCAUCCUCAGUGUAAUAUGUUCAAUGGUCAAGUAUAGCCAAGCCUUUGAAUUACAGUAAUGUUAUUAAAAGCUUCAUGUUAUACAGAGCCUGUUGUGACAUUUUAUCCCUCUGUGAUCACAGACUUUAGUGGAUGAAGUGUUUGUUGUGUGGAUCGUGUUCAGAUGAGACGCCGGGUCACUAUCUGCCCUUACAUUCACACUAGAGCUUAACAGCACUGGAAAUGCAUCAUCUAUAUAUCCUGAUGUGCUGAUGGUUUCUUCCAUUUUUCCAGAAUUGUCAAGAAUUCUUGAUUAUUGGUAUGUGUUUGUAAAACAAACAAAAAAAAUACUUUUUAUAAAUAUUUUUUUAAUGUUAUAACUGUCUGAUGUUUUGUAAUAAAUCAUUCACUGGUUAAGAGGGAAUAUCACUGACUUUUGUUUUUCUUUAAAAAGAGUGUUUUCUAUACAAACAAUAUCAAAUAAAAUAGUAUUUGGAGACUGAAAGACACUGAAAUAAGCAGGUUACUUGUACUUCCAACAACAGCUUGUAAGACGCAGCCAACAAAUGCACUGAGCAGCGCUGCCAUCGGAAAUCACCCUUAACAGAUGAAAGGAUAGUACGACAAAGAUAUCGCUUUCCUCAGCAAACAUUCAAACUAAUGUUUUAUGCUGAAUUUGAGAUUGAGCUGAAGAAUGAAUGCUGUAUCAGAUGCAGGUCAUCACACUUGCUCAGUCAAUCUCUCUCUCAUAAUACUUUUAACUUCGGUGUUCUUUUGUUGCUAGUUCUAAAGUGAUGUUUUUGAUUAUUCUGUUGUAAUAAAGGAAAAAUACCAAAAAUAAAUCUUUAAAAAAAAAAUAUCCAAAAACUACUUGCAGCGUGUGAUAUAUUUCAUGAGGUUGUGUACUUGCGUUAUCCCAAGGAUUUGUAAAUCCAGAGAAAUUCCAGUUUUAAAUAAUGACUCGUCCCUGAUCAUUGUUGCCUAUCGAUGAUGUAAUAUCCGUACUGUCGCAAAUACAAUGAAAAUGAAAUGAAAAGUGUUGACUGCAGCAUUAAAUUUAAAGAUGGCUACGUGCUUGUUUCUCUGGCAAAAAUGGUCUGUAGUAGAAAAAGGGUUUUAAUAUUAUUAAAAUGUUCUCCACACUAACAAAAAAAAAUAUUCUUUUUAGAACUGAUUACCUAAAGGUGCUCUGGGGAACCAAAGAUGGUUCUUCAAUGGCCCUUUUGGAAUCUUUAUUUAAGAGUGUUAAUGUUCCCAUGUGGCUAUUGGCCUACACACAUGCUUAAAGAGAGAGAGAGAGACACAAAUAUCUGGAAUUUCUACUUGUUGGAUCAUUUGGUUAGUUUACCAGAUUCACAUCUGUCAAUGUUUAACCUGACUUGUCACGUUGUUUGCUUUUGUAUGGAGAAAACCGUGUACUUUGGCACUGUCCGCUGGCCAUUUCAAAACAUCUGGUCUGAGUUCCACUGCACGAGUCCUCUUUCAUGUUUUGACCUACUAAGAAGAGCAGAAUAAAGCAUUUAAGCAUGGGAAAUCAUCCCUGCACCCCAUCUCCAGCAACUAUAGACACUAUUUACAGGGUUGCCCAGGACAGUGGGAUCAUCCCUGACAUCACUCUUGAUGGGACAGUGGCAAACCUCCUGUCCCUUAAUUCCAGCACCGCGCUCAACCUGCAGUACACGGCCGUCCAGCAAAACUUCACCACAGAACAGCUGGCAGCUUUAGACACCAACCUCACCUCUAUUUUCAGACAGAGCACAAACGUAUCUUACGGAGGCGUGGCAGUUGUGGCACUUGCUUUAUCUUUCCUGCUUGAAGCUCCUGUAUCCAGUAUUGUUAGUCAAACGGAUGGUUUGAGCACAGACCCAUUUAAGAAGCCAUUUGGAUUGGAUAACUCUUCGGAAAUAGGCAGCAUUGCGAGCGAAUACCUCAAACUGGUGUCUAAGAGGGGCCAAUGACAUUGACGAAAUGGGAGAAAUAACUGAACUCUAUGACCAGAAGCUGAAGUAUGCUCUGAUCGAGCUCUACGAGAGAAUGACUGUGGAUCAUCAGCUGAACACGAAUAAUAUAAAGCAGUGGAUCAAUGGAGCAGCAAUCCACCUGCACAUGAGGAUUCAUGGUAUUCGUUUGGCAUCCGUUCCUAAAGGCACGGCCGAAUCACUGCGUUUGUCGUACCGAACGGGGUUGGGGAGGUUAAUGCAGCUCUACACGGCUUACUUGACGCAGCACGUAAGAGAACGGUCCACCACAAAAAGGUCCUCCGAUGGUAAAGGCGGGAUUCUUAAUCAUUGAACCCGUUAAGAAGGUCAGACACCGCGUGGUCCAUAACACCUGCCAAUCAGGCUAUUGCCUCGGCGGUCGUGGCCCGAAUUUUAUCUGCACAGAAUAUUGGAAAGAUAGAACGAUUUUUCGAUGAAGCUGGUCAAAUCUUAGACAGCUUGCUUCAACAGAGAGAAACUUUUGAACUUCACAGACGCCGGCGAAUGAAAUCUUAACCGGAUGUGACUUAUUCUGAGGUGAUUUAUUGAGCUGCUUUUUCUAAUACUUCAUAUACUUUAAGCACAAUACAUUCUUAAACUACACAACUAAACUACUUAAAUGUCUGCUAUUUUUGUUUGUAAGUUUAAAUAUUGCCAUAUUCUAUCUAUGCUAAGUGCUGCAUGUAUUAGCAUUAUUUAAUGAAUGAGCAUACUGUUAAUAAAUAAAACCAGUAUCUUGGUGUUGUGUUAUGCAGUUGUGUGUGUGACACUAAAACACACACAUACACACUCAUAUUAUGUACAUAUAUGUAUAUAACUGGGACUUAUCACAUCACUUACAUAUUGUUGCUCUUUUGUUGGCAGCCCUAAUAAACACCCCUUGUGCAUCAAA